Messenger RNA from Lindgomyces ingoldianus, 582 nucleotides. RefSeq lists its product as uncharacterized. Lineage: Eukaryota; Fungi; Ascomycota; Dothideomycetes; Pleosporales; Lindgomycetaceae. Gene Ontology annotation, molecular function: phosphopantetheine binding. Gene Ontology annotation, cellular component: cytoplasm. Bases 1 to 582 code for a protein of 193 amino acids. Gene Ontology annotation, biological process: amino acid activation for nonribosomal peptide biosynthetic process; secondary metabolite biosynthetic process. The transcript is spliced from 3 exons. The record is from RefSeq and is a predicted model, not a curated record.
AUGAUCACUCACCAAAAUUUCGCCUCAGCGAUGUUCUACAAAGCGGAAUCUUACAGUCUUGAUAGAACGCCAAGGAUCUACGAGUUUUCCUCUUAUAGAUUCAUUGUUUCCAUUGUAAAUAUUUUCAACGCUCUAUGGCUCGUUGAGAGUAUUACCUCCCUGCGUGCCAACAUCAUACACCUUACGCCUUUUAUAGCAAAGCUACUAAGCCCAGGAGAGAUUCCCAGCAUCCGUACAGUGGUUUUCUCAGAAGAAGGGCUUCAUGCCGAUGAUCUUAGGAAACGGUGGGGAAAGGUCUAUGUCUUGAAUGUCUAUGGUCAGUUAGAGUGUGCCCCAAGGGUAGCAAUCAAGGACAACGCAACUACACCGGCAGAGGCUACAAGGAUAAGAAUAGGCUUAGGGCAAAGAACGUGGAUAGUGGACCCUCAGAAUUAUAAUAGACUUGUGCUAAUUAGACGUGGGUAUCUUGCAGAUCCGAAGAACACUACAGCCUCAUUUGUUGAAGAUCCAGUGUGGCUGGCCUCAGAUCCUCCAGAGGGCCGAGGAAGGUCUGGUCAGUAUUCCCUCGACAUCACAAAAUAA